Cryptomeria japonica (Japanese cedar) is the source of this 1927-nucleotide messenger RNA. Its product is annotated as ABC transporter I family member 20. Gene Ontology annotation, molecular function: ATP hydrolysis activity; ATP binding. NCBI's taxonomy places the organism in Eukaryota, Viridiplantae, Streptophyta, Pinopsida, Cupressales, Cupressaceae. The transcript has 6 exons. The record is from RefSeq and is a predicted model, not a curated record. The coding region runs from base 398 to 1354 and encodes 318 amino acids.
UGGUUUUCUUGAUCCCAUAAACUGAUCAAUUUAGUGGUUGUCAGUAAAAUCAUUCAUUCGUUCAAAGCUUCCUUGAAACCUACAAUUUCACCUGCAAUUUCCUCUUUUGUUUCAAACCAUUUCCAUGAUAUUAUAAUCAACCACCACUUUCAAACUGGUGAUCGUAAGUGUUGGUGCGUGGUUCAUUUUGCAGAGGUUACGUGCACGUAUCUCAACAUUGGUCCAUACUGCAAUCGUGUUGCAAAUUUAGCUACAGAAAUAUUAAAAUCCGUUUCGCAAUGAUUGAAUUUAACAUAAUUGAACAUACCUGACCUAAUCUGGGAGAUGGGUAAAUACAUUAGCUGUAGUAUUAGUUCACAUUACAGGGAGGGAAUUGAGAUUGAUAUCCACGAAAACAAUGGAAGAAAAGAGCGUGACGUUGGAGGUAAAAAAUCUGAGCUUCACAUAUCCAGGCUUAGAUGGGCAACCCCCACGUGGAGCAAAGCCUCUUAUACAGGAUUUUUCUCUCACUCUCAGGGCUGGUGAUCGUUGUCUUCUGGUGGGCUCAAAUGGAGCAGGGAAGACCACCAUUUUGAAAUUACUGGGAGGGAAGCACAUGGUCGAACCGGACAUGAUUCGAGUCCUGGGGAGAUCUGCGUUUCAUGACACUUCAUUGAUUUCAUCUGGCCUUCUAUGCUAUUUGGGAGGAGAGUGGAGAAGAGAUGUUGCAUUUGCUGGUUUUGAUGUCCCCUUACAAAUGGACGUUUCAGCAGAGAAAAUGAUAUUUGGGGUUCAAGGCAUUGAUCCUCAAAGGAGAGCCAACCUUAUAAAGGUGCUGGGCAUUGAUCUAAAAUGGCGGAUGCACAAGGUAUCAGAUGGCCAAAGAAGACGUGUGCAGAUUUGUAUGGGUCUUCUACAAUCCUUUCAGGUUCUUCUUUUAGAUGAGAUUACAGUUGACCUAGAUGUACUUGCAAGGGCUGAUCUCUUGACAUUCUUAAAGAACGAAUGUAAAGAUAGAGGAGCCACAAUUGUCUAUGCUACACAUAUCUUUGAUGGCCUCGCUGAUUGGCCUUCACACAUUGCAUAUGUUGCACAUGGAAAACUUCAGUUAGCAUUGCCAUUAAAAGAAGUUGAUGAAAUGAAAGAGCUCUCUCUUAUGAGAACAGUAGAGAAAUGGCUAAGGAAAGAGAAAGAAGAGAAAAAGAAGCGUCAAAAGGAGAGAAAGGCCCAAGGUCUCCCAGAGUUUGAAGAUGAUAUUGAAGGCAGUCGUGAUGCUGGGGAUCCAGCCAGGGUUCCUAUUCGACUACUGAAUAAUGGUUGGGCUGGAGGGAGACUUCAUUCCACUCUGGCUGGUGAAGAUCCUUAUAAUAUUUAGCUCAACUAGUGUCUAGUGUCUCAAGAUAAUAAUGGAUGACGCAUUCAAAUUAGAAGAGCUGAAGUUAAAGCAAUAAUCACUGCACUUUUUGGCUUUUAAAAGUGAUUAGGCACGGUGUCAUGUCACUUUCCUAAAUGGUCAGCAAACUAUUCUUUACUUGGGCGCUCAAAAUAAAGUACUUUUUUAUUAUGUAAUAAAUUAGUAUUAAGUUACUUUUGUUUUCAAUUUAAAUAAAGGGCCGAAAUGUAAUGCCUAUAAAGGCAAACCUAAUGCCCUCAUUUUUAUUCGAAUUAUUAUUUUCAUGAACAAUUUUCAUUUGGAGCUCUCAAGGAUGAAAUCCCUUGACAGUGUGAUCUCUGGGACUGUAACACCCAAUUUCCUGAUUGGGUUGAGGAUGAAAAAUCCUCAAUUCUUCAUCUUUUGGAUGCAAUUUACGAGAAAAUUCUGAACAAACUAAGCGAAUUAAUAUAUUGUUUUGCCUUGUAACUGUAUUCAGUCCUACGGCUGUAAGGUCAGUUAUUAGCCGCAGAUUUUUAUCAUUAUUAAUUGAAUGCGAUUGUCUUUCUGCAUUUA